AUGAUCAUACGCUCUGCUUCAUGGAAAGCCUCCCAGGCUGAGAAAAAAAGACAGGCUCGUCGUGCACUUUGUCAAGAACGAGGAUACAACAUCGGUACUCAUCUCAAGGAGAAUGCAGAGAGAAAUAGAGGUAGGGCAUCACCAAAAAUAAAGGAAUAUUACAAGAAGAGGGUGCACAAGUAUGAGGAGUUCCUCAUUGAGGAGAGAAAGAUGCCCAAGGGAUAUAAGAUUGGAGAGGGGCAUCCAGCUCCAAUCUUACAGGAACUCAAAGCAUUUUUUUGCUGGCUUAUCGAAUCUACUAAGGGAAAAAUUUCCUUGGACAGACGACCAACUAUGAACACAGUCUUAGUGCGGGCGCAAGGAUUCAUUCCAGGAUUUUUUCUCGAAACUGGAAAUAAGAUACCUCAGGAGGUGAAAGACCUGUAUCAUUGGAUUGAAUAUGAGUUAGUCGAAAGACAUGUUCUCUCAACAAUCACAAAGCCAAAGUAUAAUUUUAAGCUUAGCAAUUAUGAGCGCGCUAUAAUCACUUUAUGGGCUUCCAAUGACUUCUUCUUUAUUUAUAAAAGGCGUCGUGAUCAGUUUCACUUUCUUACUCUUUUGUCUCUGUGUACAGGUGCUAGAGUAUCCUCUCUCGCACCUGCAUUAGAAAAUCAAAGGGGUAGAGGUCUCUGUUACAAAGAAAAGCCUUGUAUACUACCAAUCCUUGAGAUUGUAUAUGAUAAUACUCAGAAGCAUAUCCAACUCGUGCUUUUUCGCGCCGAUGAUGCUCCUUGGUCAGAUGGCGGCUUGAUCAAUAUUUUGUCAAGAAUAACAGAGACCCCAAUAAUACAAUAUAAGUAA
Molecule: messenger RNA, 840 nt
Organism: Aspergillus heteromorphus CBS 117.55
Lineage: Eukaryota; Fungi; Ascomycota; Eurotiomycetes; Eurotiales; Aspergillaceae
Exons: 3
Coding region: 1-840 (279 amino acids)
Source: RefSeq, a predicted model, not a curated record